This is a messenger RNA of Nicotiana tabacum (common tobacco), 1365 nucleotides long. Its product is annotated as protein Dr1 homolog. The record is from RefSeq and is a predicted model, not a curated record. Gene Ontology annotation, molecular function: protein heterodimerization activity. Lineage: Eukaryota; Viridiplantae; Streptophyta; Magnoliopsida; Solanales; Solanaceae.
AUUUCACCAAUACCUGCGGAAUCCGCUACCUUAAAGACGAAUACUAUAUUAACAACAUAAACUAUAUUUUGUCUUCUCACACAUUCCCACACCCUUAAUUUCUUCGUGCAAACCACUCCCCUAUUAUCACUCACGAGCGGUUGCUUUAUGAGCCGCACGUCCUUCAGCGCGCGUGGGUACUCCCUUCGUUUAAUGCGCUUUACAGAAACUUAGCCCUAGACCACUUCCUUCUCUAUAUCGACCAUGAACAACCACCGUCUACGACUCCGAUCACCUACUUCGAUCCCUUUUUAUAUAUCUUCCAAUCGGCUGAAUUGCCACUGAAUUUUUAUUGAAUUCCAAUCUGCCUGAUUCGCGAUUUUCUCCUCCUAAGGGUUAAAAUGGAACCUAUGGACAUCGUUGGUAAAUCAAAGGAAGAUGCUUCACUUCCCAAAGCAACUAUGACAAAGAUUAUUAAAGAAAUGUUGCCGCCAGAUGUUCGUGUUGCCCGAGAUGCUCAGGAUCUUUUGAUUGAAUGUUGCGUAGAGUUCAUUAAUCUUAUCUCAUCAGAAUCAAAUGAAGUUUGUAAUAGAGAAGACAAACGAACAAUUGCACCAGAACAUGUACUCAAGGCUUUAGAGGUUCUUGGUUUUGGGGAAUAUAUUGAAGAAGUAUAUGCUGCAUAUGAACAACACAAGCUAGAGACCAUGGACACUGUGAGAUCUGGGAAAUGUAAUAAUGUAGCUGAAAUGACUGAAGAAGAAGCAUUAGCUGAGCAACAGAGGAUGUUCGCUGAGGCACGUGCAAGGAUGAAUGGCAGUGUUACAGGCCCUCCCAAGCAGCAAGAUUCAGAAGCUGAGCAGCAGAGGAUGUUUGCUGAGGCACGUGCAAGGAUGAAUGGCGAUGUUACGGGCCCCACCAAGCAGCAAGAUUCAGAAACUGAGCAGCAGAGGAUGUUUGCAGAGGCACAUGCAAGGAUGAAUGGCGAUGUUACAGGCCUCCCCAAGCAGCAAGAUUCAGAAGCUGAGCAGCAGAGGAUGUUUGCUGAGGCACGUGCAAGGAUGAAUGGCGAUGUUACAGGCCUCCCCAAGCAGCAAGAUUCAGAAGCUGAGCAACGGCAGAUGUUUGCUGAGGCGCAUGCAAUGAUGAAUGGUGGUGUUACAGGCCCCCCCAAGGAGCAAGAUUCAGAAGCAAAGCAAAACUUUAAUAGCUAACUUCACUUUUUGUUGUUCUGUAGGAAAAUCAUCUUUAGUCUUAGUAGUGGGAUCUUUUUUCUAUUAUGUGGAAAAAGCUCCUGGCGCAUGUGUCGACUGUGAGGGCUCUAGUUCAGUUUGUACUCCAUGCAUUAUGUUCAUAUAUUAUGUAAAUUAGUAGGAAUUUGCUUCA